Molecule: messenger RNA, 426 nt
Organism: Brassica napus (rape)
Lineage: Eukaryota; Viridiplantae; Streptophyta; Magnoliopsida; Brassicales; Brassicaceae
Exons: 2
Coding region: 1-426 (141 amino acids)
Source: RefSeq, a predicted model, not a curated record
AUGACGGAUCCAAGCUACAGCGACGAUAAAAGGGCGAAGAGGUAUAUGGACAUGCUGCAAAUCGUUGCCGACUCUGACUAUGGAAUUCCGCGUCGCUGUCCAUGCGGUGGCCAGAUUGUCAUACAGAUCUGUAACGCACAAGCAGACAUUGGAAAGAAAUACUUCAUUUGCAAAGCCUUUGAGGAUGACGGCUUGCACAGAAAGAAAGAAUGGGAUGAGGCUAUUGAAGAGGAAACCGAGAUGCUAAGGAAGAAAGUUGAUGGCCACGAACGCAGAAUUCGAAGCUUAAAUUCGAUGGAAAAUCGUAUUAAUAUAAUAGAAGAAGACGAGAAGAAUAACGCUGCUGAGAUUGACGAAAUUAAGUAUUUCUUAAAACUCGUUACCCCAAUGAUUUCUACUAGCUGUAAACUGUGGUGUACGCUUUAA